Molecule: messenger RNA, 1077 nt
Organism: Oryctolagus cuniculus (rabbit)
Lineage: Eukaryota; Metazoa; Chordata; Mammalia; Lagomorpha; Leporidae
Gene: PON3
Product: paraoxonase 3
Biological process (GO): response to toxic substance
Cellular component (GO): extracellular region
Molecular function (GO): arylesterase activity
Source: RefSeq, marked provisional
CCAUGGCGAAGCUCCUGCUGCUGACCCUGCUGGGGGCCAGCCUCGCCUUCGUCGGGGAGAGGUUGCUGGCGUUUAGAAACAGCUUUGGUGCAGUUCAAGAACUGGAGCCAGUAGAACCCCAGAACUGUGUCCUUAUUGAGGGACUCGAAAAUGGCUCGGAAGAUAUUGAUAUACUUCCUAGUGGGCUGGCUUUUAUCUCCAGUGGAUUAAAAUAUCCAGGCAUGCCAAACUUUGCACCAGAUGAGCCAGGAAAAAUCUUCUUGAUAGAUAUGAAUGAGAAGAACCCAAGAGCACAAGAGCUGGAAAUCAGCAAUGGAUUUGAAAAAGAAUCAUUCAAUCCACAUGGGAUCAGCACUUUCAUUGAUAAAGACCAUACUGUGUAUCUUUAUGUUGUGAAUCAUCCCCACAUGAAGUCUACUGUGGAGAUAUUUAAAUUUGAGGAACAACAACGCUCUCUUGUACACCUGAAAACUAUAAAACAUGAACUUCUCAAGAGUGUGAAUAACAUUGUGGUUCUUGGACCGGAACAGUUCUACGCCACCAGAGACCACUAUUUUACCAACUAUGUCUUAGCACUUCUUGAGAUGUUUUUGGAUCUUCACUGGACUUCCGUUCUUUUCUACAGCCCCAAAGAGGUCAAAGUGGUGGCCAAAGGAUUCAGUUCUGCCAAUGGGAUCACAGUCUCACUAGAUAAGAAGUAUGUCUAUGUUGCUGAUGCCACAGCUAAGAAUGUGCAUGUAAUGGAAAAACAUGACAACUGGGAUUUAACUGAACUGAAGGUAAUACACUUGGACACCUUAGUGGAUAAUUUGUCUGUUGAUCCUGCCACGGGAGAUAUCUUGGCAGGAUGCCAUCCUAAUGGCAUGAAGCUUCUGAACUAUAACCCUGAGGAUCCUCCAGGAUCAGAAGUACUUCGUAUCCAGAAUGUUUUGUCUGAGAAGCCCAGGGUGAGCACCGUGUACACCAAUGACGGCUCUGUGCUUCAGGGCUCCACCGUGGCUUCUGUGUACCAAGGGAAGAUUCUCAUAGGCACUAUAUUUCACAAAACUCUGUAUUGUGUGCUCUAGUCUCCAGCUC